UUAGGAAUAUGACGCAAACUUUAGCCUUGAAGCAGAAGAACCGUGUAGGGAAAAAACAUGACGCAAUACAACGUCAAAAUGUUGUUUGAUGUUUAUAUUGACAUUACCCUUUAAUUUUUUCGAUAAUUGAAAACAUUCCGUCUUGUUGAUCAGUUCUUCAUUGUAAAACGUGUCGUUUCCUCGCUAAUAUAAGUGUUCAUUCACACAAAAUCUAGUCAAUUAAAUUGCUGGCUUCGUGUCCACUGCUAGAAAACUGAGCCAUUAACCACUUGAAAGUUCCAGUUUUUGCAUCCCUAAGUGGAAUUUGAUCAAUUGUACAGUUUUUUGUUGCUGCAGCAGAAAAUAAAUUGAUUUCACGUUUAUAAGGUUUUUUUUUAUGGUCGCAAUGGAGAGUAAAUCAGAAGAGUCAACAGCUGAAAUAGCUGUGCGACAGAGGAAGUUUGGUUUACCUGAUUGGAUGGUUAACAACAUUGAAAGGUUAAACUUUGCAACAGAUUUUGAGCAAUAUGCUUGUAGCCCUCCUGAGACAGAAGGUUUCCUUUCAGACCUCAAAGACAGUGUAGAUUUACCAAAUGUAUCAGAGCCUUUUUCUCCUGCUGUUGAUGUAAAAGAUUUGAGCAAGCUGAGUUCAAUCCAAAGUGAACAGCCUGUUAGUCAACUUCAACCCCCCACUAAACUUAUCAUAAAUCAGGCUGAUCAAUUGCCUAUGCUGCAUCAAGCAUUGAGUAAUUUAAAAAUUGAAGAAUUCUCUUCUCCUGAUAGUACGCCUUGUGUGACUCCUGAGCCAUCUCCUGUUGUUCGACGAAAAAUGAGUAAUCCAGGUGAUACAGUUAUAACAAAUCCUGGUAGAUGGUUUUAUAUGGGAAAAGUUAGUAAACCAAAGAAACUUACUAAAGAACAACUAUUAGAAUUAAAAAACAAAGAAAAUAAAGCUUUGUGUGAAGAAAGGACCUCUGUAAUCAAUGCUGCUUCUAGAGAAGCAAUUUUGAAUGCUAAGCAACAUGGCAUUAAAUUAAUGAUAUCUAAUUUUGAUUUGAAUGCUGUGAGUCCAACUUCUUGGUAGUGAACAUUCAACGCUGUGUUAAUUGAAUUGCAUUUUUUCUUUAUUUGUCAUAAAGCAUUGUAUGUUAUUCAUUAUCAUGUUUAUUGUUAUGCUUUUAUUUAAACGUAUAGCAUUUGCUAUACUUGAAAGCCUACUAAUAUAAUUUGAAUGUAUCAGCUUGAUUAGGAAAGCAAAAAAAAAAUAUUUUUAUUAUGUCACCCUAAUUCUAAAUUCUUUUCAAAAUAAUCUGUUUUGCAAUAAAGCAAUUUUAUUAUUUUAUAAAACUGUCUUGAAAAAUCCUGAAUUGCACAUGAAUUAUCCAACGUAGAACAAUUCUCAGAAUAGAUUUCUAAAGCAUUAUUAUUAAAUGUUUAGAAAUUUAGUUGUGUAAAUUUUUAACUUUUUUGAAAAUAGUUAAAUAUUAAGUUUAGCUUUCUUUACUCAUUUUUAUUAUGCUGUUACUUAAGAUAGUUAUUUUAUUAAGAUUGUUAUUAUAAUAAUAUAUAAUGCUAAGAAAUGAGGGGGGAAUGUCCUCUACAGAAGGAAAAAAUGCAAAAUUCUUAGCAUUUGUAGAAUUUAUAUUCGUAAUUCGCUAGUUUAUGUAUGAAAUAUAUCUGUGUAUGUGUUGUAUAAAAGCAUUCAGAAGUUAGAUCAUAUUUUAUCUGUAUAUAUUAUUUAGUUGUAAAUAUAUAUAUUAUGCUGCAAAUUGUUUUAUUUUUUGUUUCAAAUUAAACUGGACUCAAUCUCAUUGUUUUAUGAGUUAGAAUAUUUCAUAGAUUUUAUCUUGAUUCCUUUGGUUUUAAAUAAUUUUUUUUCAUGGCACCUGGAUAUUUUUUCUGGUUUUACUAAAAAUUCACCAUUUGUAGUUAUUUAUUUUUUUUAAAAAGGAAGAAAAUUAGCAAUACAAAAUCUGUAAAGCUUUAAAAAAAAAUGAGCAAUAAUUCUGUAGCAGUAAAAUGUCCAUAUUUGCUUUGAUCAAGGUUUUAUUAGAAAAUGAGUAUUUAGUUGUUAAAAAGUCACUUGCAUGAUAUAAGAACUGCAUAGCAGAAUAACUUAGUUACAUAUUAGUUCACAAUGCUACAAAAUUGUCAGUUACUUGUAAUGUGAGCCACAUCAUGGUAACUAUUACUGAAUUUCACUAUUUCUUAAACCUAUCAACUCCAGGAUAUACGUUGAUAUGAAAUUUCAACUUGUUCAAAUUAUUUCUUUCCUCCAAAGUAAUAUUUGAUUCUUAACAUUUUAUUUUAUAUCAUAAUUCAGUUCCAUUUUUUUUACCCAAAAAGAUAUAACUUAUAUAUUUUUCAACAUCUAAUUUAGUGUAUAGUUUGGCAUAUAGGGAAAUCUUUGUAAUUUACUAAAUUAUUUGAUGAAACGUUUUUAAGAAUUUAACAUAUAAUUGUAACAAAAGAUACUUAAAAUAUAAAAAAUUUGUUCUCAUAUAUUUUUUACUUUAAUUUAAAAAUGUUAUAUGGAUAAACUGUGUAGAACAUUUCUCACUAAAGAUGCCAACAGAGAUGAUUCCUUUAUACUCUUUGAAAAUCAAAAAAUGUUUUAAACUCUUACUAAGCUAUCAUUUUACAUUAUUAAAAACAUUUAAUUCAGUAGCAUGUCGUAUUGAUUUCACUCAGUGACAUUAAUGAAGAGCAAAAUUGCUGAUUAAGUCUUAUUUAUUAUUUACUCUAAAGAAAAUUUUAAGUCACUUAUCUUUACGGUUUGAAUUAGUCUUGAAACUUUCCUUUCAAUUUCUAUAUAAUGAACUGUAUUAAAACACAGUUUGUUUUUGUAAGCUGUGGGUAAACAAUCUGUCUUUGGUCUUAGUUGGUAUUAAAGCUUUCUUUACUAUAUUCAAGUAGAUAACUUUCAAUUAUAUCUAAAGCUUAUGUAUUUUGUAAAUUUAAUUGUUUUUUAACAGUUCACAUUUUAAAUUUUGUCCUUGCAAUGUUGCACUCUCUUUUUUCUCUUGUAAUUUCUUAAUGGUGUUGGUGUUUUAAUCAUUUCUUAGAUAUAUAUUUUUUAAAAAUGUGUGAUUUAUUUGUUUAUGUUAUUUUGCUGUGCCUGAGACAGUACUUUAAAUUCAUUAUACUUUCAUUCCUAUAUUUUUUCCUGUUAUCUGUUGGCAGAAAAGUCUUGUUGUUUAUGUCCUCUUUAAGUAGGUAUAAUAAAAGCAAACUGCUAAUUUAUUUCAGACUUAUAUUUCAUUGUUACAUUUUGUUAAACAAACCUACUGAUAUUGUUGAACUUUAGAGCUUUAUUAUAAUUGUUUAUGUUCAUCUAAAAUAUUAGUGAUAUGUAUAUAUUUUUAGAUCAUUUAUUACAUAGAAUUUAUCUUACACAGUUUGAAUAUUAUAGUUCUAUUCUAAAAUAAUUGAGCUUGUAUCAUUCUAAUUUAGAUGAAUAUUGUGAUUUUGUGGGACUGAUAUUGUAAAAAGAAUUGAUUGCUUUUUAGAUAGCUUUUCUGAAAUGCAAUAAAUUUGUUAUUGUUGGCUUUAAA
Messenger RNA from Parasteatoda tepidariorum (common house spider), 3533 nucleotides. The record is from RefSeq and is a predicted model, not a curated record. NCBI's taxonomy places the organism in Eukaryota, Metazoa, Arthropoda, Arachnida, Araneae, Theridiidae.